AAGUGUGACCGCCAAAGGCCUUGUGGGAAUUGCCAGACCCGUGGCCACUCAUCCACCUGCGCCUAUUCACCAAACACGCCGGUUCACCCGCCCAGGCCUCCUACGUCGGCCUCGUCCAGCCUUGUACAGAGAUUAAACAAACUCGAAAAUCUCUUGACAAGUCUCGUGCAACCAGAGGACCAGCAAGAGCCAGGCUCAACGUAUGAGAUCCGUCAAUCCCGAACAGAACCUAGCGCCCUAUCAGACUCUGGCAGCAUGUUAUUCGACUCGAAUGGCCCCAUCCACGUCCACGGUUCCCACUGGUCGGCCAUAUUGGAUGGCAUCGCUGAGCUGAGGAGCUGUCUCAACGAACAUAACAAUAUGCCUACAAUACAACAGCCUUCCAAGGGACCCUUGCUCUUUGCCGGUUGUCACGAGUCGAUAUCAAAACAGCAAAUCCUGGCGUCAAUGCCGGAGCGAAAUUUGGUAGAUAUCCUGGUUUUUCGAUACUUCAACAUGCACCUACCUGGUGAUCAUUCCUUAGAAGAGUAUUAUGAAACGUUCUGGGCAAACCCAUCUGCCGUCUCCCUCCCAUGGCUUGCCAUUCUCUACAGCAUCUUAUGCCUGAGGACGCUGUCUAGCUCAGGUGCACAAACAGCUGCCGCUCCUGAGCAUGAUGCCAUGCAGUGCCAAUCGCCGCAGCCAAAAUUCCUUCAACAGACUGUCCAGUGUCUUGUGCUUGGCGAUUACAGUCGAGGCGGCCCCGACGUCAUUGAAGCGCUCAUGCACUAUUUAGCCAUCGAGUUUGUCAGGCAACCUGAUGCCGAAGUGGGCAAAUGGAUGCUGUCGGGAAUAAUCAUUCGUCUGGCUCUUCGAAUGGGCUACCAUCGCGAACCAUCCCGGUUUCCCGGCAUCACGGCCUUCCAAUGCGAGAUACGAAGACGUGUCUGGUGCUUCUUGUACGUAAUCGAUACCAUUUCUUCCAUUCAGAUGGGGAUGCCACGAAUGAUAAAAGACGGCCAGUGGGAUACGGAGUCUCCUCGAAAUCUCUACGACGAUGACUUCGAUGAGGAUGUUGAAUCACUCCCACCGUCACGGCCUGAAACUGAGGUAGCCCCUAUGCUCUUUUUACAAAGCAGGCACAAGCUCGUCUCAAUCAUCGCCGCAGUUUGGGAUACAAACCUCUCAAUUGCCGACAAAGACGGCUCCUUCUACACAAAAAGCAACCAUUUAGGGGGGUUAUUGCAACAAACAUAUGAUAGUUUCUCUGCUGGCCUCAAAUUCGAUAAUCUGUCCGAUUGCCUCUCCAACACCGCGCACGACAUAGCUCAUCGUCUAAGUCUCGCGAUUCUAUUGCAAAAGGGAAGAUUACCGCUAUAUCGGCAACAUCUCAGUGAAUGGGAAAGCUCUACAUGUGCUAAGUCCGUCGAUGCGUGUCUCGAGGCCGCAAUGAAGUUGCUUGAGUACCACAGCAUUCUUUACGCGGAAACGCAACCAGAUGCCAGCCUGGUUCCGGUGAGGUGGAUUUUAUCGUCUGUCGUCGCGCACGAGUUUCUGAUGGCCACUACUGUCCUCUGUACUUACCUGUACCGCAAGGCAAGUUCCCUACCCGUUGGCAUCCAGGGCGAGGAUGACGAACGUUGCAUCGAAAUUGAGCUGGCUCUCUCGAAAGCGCGUGAGAUAUGGGUGACGCAGGUGGAUCGUUCGAGUGAAGCAAGGAAGGCGGUAGAUAUGCUGGAGAAGUUGUUUAAGAAGUUACACGGAGCUGAAGGUAUGGAUGAUAGGCAGGUGAUGAGUUUCCCGAUGAGCGACUUAAUCUCUUUAGAUUCCGAGCUUAUGUAUUAUUUUAAUUAG
Ilyonectria robusta is the source of this 1833-nucleotide messenger RNA. RefSeq lists its product as uncharacterized. Gene Ontology annotation, biological process: DNA-templated transcription; regulation of DNA-templated transcription. Gene Ontology annotation, molecular function: zinc ion binding; DNA-binding transcription factor activity, RNA polymerase II-specific; DNA binding. The record is from RefSeq and is a predicted model, not a curated record. The transcript is spliced from 5 exons. The annotation marks the transcript as partial. Lineage: Eukaryota; Fungi; Ascomycota; Sordariomycetes; Hypocreales; Nectriaceae. Gene Ontology annotation, cellular component: nucleus.